This is a messenger RNA of Ilex paraguariensis (yerba mate), 186 nucleotides long. NCBI's taxonomy places the organism in Eukaryota, Viridiplantae, Streptophyta, Magnoliopsida, Aquifoliales, Aquifoliaceae. The record is from the annotation of a GenBank genome assembly.
AUGGCGAAGUCGAAGAAUCACACGGCUCACAACCAGUCACACAAGGCGCACAGGAACGGGAUUAAGAAGCCCAAGAAGCACCGCCACACUUCCACCAAAGGGAUGGAUCCGAAGUUUUUGAGAAACCAGAGGUACGCCAGGAAGCACAACAAGAAAAUCGGUGAAUCUGCCACCGAGGAAGAGUAG